Messenger RNA from Blastocystis hominis, 1272 nucleotides. RefSeq lists its product as hypothetical. NCBI's taxonomy places the organism in Eukaryota, Bigyra, Opalinata, Blastocystidae. The transcript has a single exon. The record is from RefSeq and is a predicted model, not a curated record. The coding region runs from base 1 to 1272 and encodes 423 amino acids.
AUGAACGUGGAAAUCGACACGACGGUGCCGGACGGAACCUUCGAUAAGCUGGUGGAGAAGAACCGCGACAGACUGGACGAGUCGCCACUCUACGAAGAGAUCAGCGACGAGGCGACGCCGAUGGAGCAGAACGACCUGGAGGACUUCUUCAGCGACAACGGCAAGCCGAACCCGAAGGCCAUGCGCACGCCGGACGAUUUCCGGUCGGAGUACGACGAGUACUCGGACCACAGCGAGAGCAUGACGCCGGUGAGCGGCAGCGAGGCCGAGGAGGAGGACGAAGAGAAGCCGGCACCGAAGAAGGGCAAGAAGGCGCCGAAGGACGAGGAGGACGAGAGCUACAGCGAGGAUCUGCCCGAGGAAAAGCCGGCGAAGGGCAAGAAGCAGGCGGCGAAGAAGCGAGGCAUGAGCGAGAGCGAAGAGGAGGAGGGCAGUGGCGAGGAGUUCUUCGACGAGGAGGACGAGGAUGUGCCCAAGAAGGGCAAGAAGAUCCCGCCUCCCAAGCCUGCCAAGGGCAAGAAGGCGCCCAAGGAGAUGGAAGAGUCCGAGGAGCCUGAGGAUGACGACGAGUUUAUCGAAGACAUGCCCGACGAUUUCAUCCAGGAUGACGAUGUCCCGCCUCCCAAGCCUGCGAAGGGCAAGAAGCUGCCUCCCCCUCCACCCAAGAAGGGAAAGAAGGCGCCCAAGGAUGUGGAAGAGUCCGAGGAACCUGAAGAAGACGAGGAGGAAGACAUGCCUGCUCCUCCCAAGAAGGGUAAGAAGAUUCCGCCUCCUCCUCCGAAGAAGGGCAAGAGAUCUCCGAAGGAUGUGGAUGAGUCGGAAGAGCCUGAAGAUGACGACGAGUUUAUCGAAGACAUGCCCGACGAUUUCAUCCAGGACGAGGACGUGCCUCCUCCCAAGAAGGGAAAGAAGAUUCCGCCUCCCAAGCCCGCCAAGGGAAAGAGAUCCCCGAAGGAUGUGGAAGAGUCGGAAGAGCCUGAAGAAGACGAGGACGAAGACAUGCCUGCUCCUCCUAAGAAGGGCAAGAAGAUCCCGCCUCCCAAGCCUGCCAAGGGCAAGAAGGCGCCCAAGGAGAUGGAAGAGUCGGAAGAGCCUGAAGAAGACGAUGAGUUUAUCGAAGACAUGCCCGACGAUUUCAUCCAAGACGACGAUGUCCCGCCUCCCAAGCCUGCGAAGGGCAAGAAGCUGCCUCCCCCUCCACCCAAGCCCGCCAAGGAACAGGCCGAGGGCAGAUCGAAGUCUCCACGUAGAGGAGGCCGCAGACGAAACUAA